This is a messenger RNA of Malurus melanocephalus (red-backed fairy wren), 2618 nucleotides long. RefSeq names its product N-acetylglucosamine-1-phosphodiester alpha-N-acetylglucosaminidase (gene NAGPA). The coding region runs from base 1 to 1839 and encodes 612 amino acids. NCBI's taxonomy places the organism in Eukaryota, Metazoa, Chordata, Aves, Passeriformes, Maluridae. The record is from RefSeq and is a predicted model, not a curated record. The transcript is spliced from 11 exons.
AUGGCGGCGUGUGGGGCAGCGGGGUGUGCGGGCGGGGGUCCAGGCCGGGCGGGGGUCAGGGUGGGCCCGGCCCCGGGACGGGGAUCGGGGCGAGCGGGGGUCGGGACGGUGCUGGUGGUCGCGCUGGCGGUGCUCGGCUCGCUGCAGGUGGCCCGCGGCGCCGGGAGCCCCCGCAGCGAGCCUCUGCUGCAGCCCUACCCCCCCUGGCAGCACGGCCCCCGGCACGGCCACCGGCACGUCAGGGACUGCCAGCCCCGCAAGUACGGCAACGUCACGCACGAAGCGUGGCCCGGCGACAACAGCACGGCCGGCCCGGUGGCUGUCACCAGAACGUUUGUCUCGUACAUCCCCCCGGAGGGCAGCGACCGCAAGGUGGCCUAUGGCCACUUCACUUUCGUGAGGGACCCCCUGAGGACCUUCUCGGUGCUGGAGCCGGGCGGCGCCGGCGGCUGCCUGGCUCAUCGCAGAGCCCCCGUGGAGGAGACUGCAAAGCUCAGGAAGUGUCUGGUGGCCCAGAACGGCGGGUACUUUAGCAUGGAAACUGGAGAGUGCCUUGGGAAUGUUGUGAGCGAUGGGAAGCUGGUGAGAAACUCUGGAGGCCUGCAAAACGCUCAGUUUGGUAUCCGGAAGGAUGGCACCAUGGUGUUCGGAUACCUGUCUGAGGAAGAUGUCCUGGAUCAAUCAAACCCAUUUGUGCAGCUUGUGAGUGGGGUGGUUUGGCUCCUGAGGGAYGGAGAGGUGUACAUCAACCAGAGUCGGGUGGCUGAGUGUGGUGACACUCAAACCACAGGAACCUUCGACAAGUUCAUCAAUGUGAUCUCAGCCAGGACUGCAGUGGGACAYGACAGGCAGGGCCGGCUCGUCUUGGUUCACGUGGAUGGACAGACAGAAUACAGAGGGGUCAACCUGUGGGAAAUGGCAGAAUUCCUGAAGCAGCAGGGAGUCAUCAACGCCAUCAACCUGGACGGUGGAGGCUCUGCCACACUGGUCCUGAACGGGACCCUGGCCAGCUACCCCUCUGAGCACUGCUCCUUUGACAGCAUGUGGCGCUGUCCCCGGAGCAUCUCCACCGUGGUGUGUGURCAUGAGCCGGGCUGUGACCCCCCUGACUGCAGUGGCCAUGGGCUCUGUGUGGCCGGGCACUGCCACUGCGACAGCCACUUCUGGGCCGGUCCUGCCUGUGACACCCUGGACUGCGGCCCUGCCAACUGCAGCCUGCACGGCAUCUGCAGCGCCUCUGGAUGCCUGUGUGACGCCGGCUGGACUGGCAGCAACUGCACUGAUGCUUGUGCUCCUGGUUCCUACGGGGAAUCCUGCAGCCAGAAAUGCCAGUGCCAGCACGGCAGCUCCUGUGAUCCUGUGCAUGGAACCUGCUCCUGCCCCGCGGGCUUCUAUGGCACCAGCUGUGAGCACGAGUGUCCCCUGGGCUGGUUUGGGCCGAGCUGCCAGAGCCGCUGCGCGUGUGACCACUCGUGUCCCUGUGAUCCCGAGACGGGCAGCUGCAACAUCACUCACCAUGGGGCACUGCAGGACCACUUACACAGAGCUGGACAGUGUUUGGCUUCUCAGAAUAAGGAAAGGAGCAAAGAAAAGUUCUCUCUGUCAGAGAGCUCGUGGCUCUCCCUGAGCUGUACCCUGGCCCUGCUGCUGGUGCUGAGCGUCCUGGGGAACGUGGGGCUGGUGCUGAGGGCACGUUCGGGGCAGCAGCACCGUGACUAUUGCUACCACCCACUGARGGACCUCAACGGGGACACCCCUCACACCCCCACCUCUGCUGCCUGGGACCAGGACACGCAGGAGCCCGAGGACACUCAGGAGCCAAACCAAGAGCUCCUUUAGAGUCACAGAUGGGAAGAGAUGAGGUAUUUCACUGUGCACUCCAUACUGCCCCUCAGCACCGAGUGGGACUGGGGUUGUUCCCACUGGAAGCCUCCAACUGCUGCCUGAGGAGCAUCAGCCCAUGAACUCCCCUGCUGAGGCUGUCAUUUCCUUUACUCUGCUGCCCCAGCCCCCAGGAGUGCAGCAUUAGGGGAUGCAGGACAUCCCCUGGGUGAGGGAAUUCCACAGCUGCAGCAGGAAACAGGCUGGUUCCUUCCAAACCGUGAGAGAAACAGGUGAGGGAUGCAAGUCACAGGCACCUCAGAAACAUCCCUGCUCACCUCAGUAUUUUAAAGAUGCAAGACGAACUGCCUCUGGUACAAAGCUGGGCUUGAGGGCGUUACAGUCAAUGUCUGCCCUUCUCUGGGAAGCUGAGAUUUUGAUCAAGUGACAAAAAUUUGUUUAAAACGUUGAAGCAGGUGCCACACCCACUACCAGCAGGGCCCUCUUCUCCUGGCCCCGGUGGUGGCUCAGAGAUGACACUUGGGGUUGUUACAGCUCUCUGCAAGGCUGCAGUGUUUUCUGACCGGUGCCCAGCCCAGAGCAGCCCCAGAGGGUGACAGAUGCUGUUUUAAGGCAGCUCUUGCAGCACAGCACCACAACAAUCCCUGUCAGGUCACACAUUCCAUUCACGUCUCUCCACAUCCCAGGAGUCACUGGCUCUGCCCGGCUCCAUGGGCUGAGGUACCCUGGCACAGCCUGCAGCUCUCCCCGUGGGGAAGGGCACAGACAGGGACAGC